AUGCACAUUUUGAAGUUUCCGUGGCUCACCCAUACGGAGGAGAAGCGGAAGUACGAGGUGUUCUCCGUAUCCGUAUCGGCGGAUGGUCAGCGGCUCGCUUCUGGAGGUCUUGAUGGCAAGGUCAGAAUCUGGUCCGUGGAGACAUUGAAGAAGUACAAGCAGGAGGUGUCUCAGAAGGAACCGGAGAAUGAUCUUUUGGAGGACGGGUCCAGCUUGGACGGCGGCUUGGAGGAGCCGUUAGCGAAUAACGUUGAUUUUGACCCGACAAUCUGCCGUCCGCUUUGCUCAAUGGGUCGUCACACGGGAGCAGUGACGUGUGUGAGAUUUUCUCCCACGGGACGCUUUCUUGCGAGCGGGUCUGACGACAAGGUGAUUCUGAUUUGGGAGAAAGACGAGGAAAAAACGCGGAUUAUGGCCCAAAAUAUGGAGCAUCGUCUACAGUUUGGUACAGACUUGGAAACGGCAGAUCUAGAGCAUUGGACGGUGCGAAAACGUCUCGUUGCUCACGACAAUGAUAUCCAGGACAUGGCGUGGGCUCCCGAUGCGUCUAUCUUGGUUACAGUCGGGCUGGAUCGUUCAAUCAUUGUGUGGUCCGGGGUCACUUUUGAGAAAAUUAAAAGAUUUGAUAUUCAUCAGUCUCAUGUUAAGGGUGUGGUUUUUGAUCCGGCGAACAAGUAUUUCGCCACCUGUUCGGACGACAGAACAUUGAGGAUCUUUAGGUACCACAGGACUUCUCCGACGGAAAUGUCCUUUACCGUGGAAUCCAUCAUAAGAGAGCCGUUUCGCAAGACUCCACUGACGACGUAUUACCGACGCUGUUCGUGGUCUCCAGACGGCCAGAACAUAGCGUCUCCAAAUGCAAUUAAUGGCGGUCUGUGUUCGGUUGCCAUUAUAGAGCGAGGCAGCUGGGCCAGCGAUAUCAGUUUAAUUGGUCAUGACGCGCCUUGCGAGGUGUGUUCGUUCUCUCCACGGUUAUAUGAAAUUCAAGGGAUUUCCCAGAAAGAUAAAGAGCCGGAAAUUUCGACUGUUCUGGCGACAGCAGGCCAGGACCGGACAUUGGCUAUAUGGAACACGGGAGCUGCGACGCCGCUCGUUGUUGCGGCAGAUAUUUCCAUGAACACUAUCACAGAUUUGGCCUGGGACCCGAACGGAGAGGUCCUAUUUUUGUCUUCCCUUGACGGUUCCAUAAUGACGGUUUUCUUUGAUGAAUACGAACUGGGUUCUGCUAUCCCGAUCGAUCAGCAUGACAGCGUCCUGAACAAGUACGGUGCCGACAGGGACAGCAUGGUUUUCCCAGAGAGUGUUGAACAGUUGGAACUCGAAGAGAAAGCUGAGGCCAUAUUAAAGACGAAAACACCCUCGACGAAGUUAGACAGACUCAUGGAAAAAAUGGAAUCGAUGGAGCCGUUGGGCCAGACAGGCAUGUUUGCGCAGCCGGAGCUGAACACCCAGGCAGCACCGCAGGUGAACAUGUUGGUGCCAAGAUCGAAAAAACAUCCUGAUAAAGUUAUGCCUACGAUCAAGACCAAGCCUGUGAGCUCGCCGGCGAAGUCCACCCCCAACGUAUUGACACCUAGUGCACAGAAAGUGACUGUGACGAAGUCUGGCAAAAAACGUGUUGCUCCCAUGCUAAUUUCUGGGUCCCAGCCUGCACAAAACCUGCCAAAGCCUGCUUUGGUGGUUAAACGUGAGCCCAAACACCAAUCGCAACUCUCAAAACCGGCAGUUAAAAUCCCAAGACUAGGGUUGCAAACCAUGGUUUCCUCUCUGCGGGAUAACGUUGUCAGUGAAACGCCGAUUGGAGACCACGACACCGAAAACGAUAUUGACCACAUUUCUGAGAUCACACACGCUCCUAAAAGGCCAAUAUCAACACGCUCAUCCACAGCCAAGAGAAAAAGAGAGGUGGAAACUCCUCAAUACCUUGCCACGUCGAUGGUCACGCCGGCUACCAUAUUCACCGACAUGAGAGUACAGCCACGAGUACUGCUAGAAUUCAAAGGACCCGAUCUUGCUAAUGGGGUGGUCAUGGAGAUACGCAACAGCGGAGAGGACGAUGGCGAGGAAGAAGUUGAUUACGACGACCUUGAGGAGUUUAAUUCUAUCAACAAAUUAUCAGUGUUCCAUGCAAAGGAAAAACUGGACCAAUUCCAAUUUUUCUACAACCACAAGUUCACCGCUGCCUGCAGUUCCUCGUUUGUGGAUGCUACCGAGCGCCAGGUAGAGUUCUGGGCCGUGGCCACCGAGACGGGAGUGGUGUUUAUCCUGUCUGAUUUUGGCCGUCAGCUGUUGCCUCCAUUUCAAUUGGGAAAUAAUUUGACACAUUUACUUAGCAACAAGCAGUAUGUUCUGGCCGUCACGUCUUCCGGCUUGUUCUACAGCUGGGAUGUUGAGAAACGCGCAAGUAUUUUGUCCGCAGUGUCGAUAUCUCCCAUUAUCAACCAAUUUGCCGAAAUCGACUCCAAGAGAUUUGAGAAUUCAGUCAAGGUGGCUUCCAUCCUCCUCAACUCCAACGGCUGGCCAAUCGUGACCUUGAGCAACGACCAUGUUUUCAUGUUCAACCCAGACCUCGAGUCCUGGAUAAAUGUACUGGAUCCCUGGUAUCUCCAAAACGUUCCCCAGACAGAUAUUGAUCCUGCCGGCUUCAAAUCUAGAACAUACCGCAUACUCUACAAACGGCUUGCACGCAAUUACAAGCCCAACGGCAGUCUUGAUAAGCCUACGGCUGACGUGAUCAACGGCACUUUCAAGUCUCUCACCAAGCUUAUCUCGGAAUCCGUUUGA
Molecule: messenger RNA, 2784 nt
Organism: Ogataea parapolymorpha DL-1
Lineage: Eukaryota; Fungi; Ascomycota; Pichiomycetes; Pichiales; Pichiaceae
Product: Protein HIR1
Exons: 1
Coding region: 1-2784 (927 amino acids)
Biological process (GO): regulation of DNA-templated transcription; DNA-templated transcription; chromatin remodeling
Cellular component (GO): HIR complex; nucleus
Molecular function (GO): protein binding; nucleosome binding
Source: RefSeq, a predicted model, not a curated record